This is a messenger RNA of Sodiomyces alkalinus F11, 1977 nucleotides long. RefSeq lists its product as hypothetical. The transcript is spliced from 4 exons. Gene Ontology annotation, cellular component: nuclear origin of replication recognition complex; nucleus. Lineage: Eukaryota; Fungi; Ascomycota; Sordariomycetes; Glomerellales; Plectosphaerellaceae. The record is from RefSeq and is a predicted model, not a curated record. Gene Ontology annotation, biological process: DNA replication; DNA replication initiation. Gene Ontology annotation, molecular function: DNA replication origin binding; ATP hydrolysis activity. The coding region runs from base 1 to 1977 and encodes 658 amino acids.
AUGGUGAAAAAUACGGGCAGAGCGUCCGCGUCUCGUUCCCGGUCUGUAUCGGUCGUGAACACUCCCACGGCGAAUAGACAGAAAGACAAACUCGCUGGUACCGGAGCUCUGCCGCUGAAGGGCAUCUUGACGCCGAGCAAACGCGGUGAUCGGCAGACGCCCCGGAAGAGUGUCGCCUUCGGGGACCCAGAAGGUCGCAAGGGAACACCCCUCGUUUUCAAAGACAUUCCGAAGCCGGGAAGGAAGAAACAGAGCCUCGAGGAGCAGCUACGGGAUACGGCCAAUGCAACGAAGUCACAGCCAUCUCAGGAACACAAACCUGCGCAACCGCAAGAAAAUAGGGACGACAGAGGAGAAGAAGAAAGAAAAGAAGAACAGGAGGAGGGAGAAGAAGAAGAAGAAGAAGAAGAAGAGGAGGAGGAAGUUGAUGAAGUCUGCGCCAUUUGUUCGAAACCCAAUUCCCGCCCACCGAACGAAAUCAUAUUCUGCGACGGUUGCGAUAUGGCCGUCCAUCAAAAGUGCUACGGUGUCCCUAAGAUUCCAGAAGGCGACUGGUUCUGCAAGGAAUGCGUGCAGCGCAAGGAAGCCAAGGCGGCUGAGGGCGCCAACGUACCCAACUUCGAACAUCACCUGCGCUCUCUGCAGCGGGUGCUGCUGGAUCGAUGCACGGGGCGACGGCGGAUCAAACUGAUCGACCAGCACGAGGCCUACGGAACAGUGCAUCAGUUGCUUCAACAGACGGUCCUCCACGGCGAGGGCAACUCGAUGCUCGUUAUCGGAGGGAGAGGAUGCGGCAAGACCACGCUGGUGGAGAGCUCGAUGGAGGAACUCUCUGCGGACCACCGGGAGGAGUUCCACGUAGUUCGAUUAAACGGCUUCAUCCAGACCGACGACAAGCUAGCUCUGAAAGAGAUUUGGAGGCAGCUUGGCAAGGAGAUGGAUGUGGAAGAUGAAUCUACAACGAGGUCGAAUUACGCGGACACGAUGGCAUCGCUCCUCGCGCUUCUAUCUCAUCCCUCCGAAAUCUCGCUGACAGAGGAGGGGUUGACGUCCCGCGCGGUGAUUUUCAUCAUUGACGAAUUCGACAUGUUCGCGUCGCAUUCGCGCCAGACGCUACUGUACAACCUCUUCGACAUCGCGCAGUCCCGGAAGGCGCCCAUCGCCGUGCUGGGCUGCACCACGCGGCUGAACGUGGUAGAAAUGCUCGAGAAGCGGGUGAAGAGCCGUUUCAGCCAUCGAUACGUGUACCUGGCACCGCCCAGGAGCUACCCGGCCUACUGGCAGGUUUGCCAACAGGGGUUGACGGUAGACGAGGAGGACAUGGAGAAGGAGGGAAUCGAUGUCAGCGUGGAGGGCCAUGACCGGUUUUACGAGAAUUGGAACCGGAUGAUAGAGGACCUCUACAAUGAAAAGUCGUUCCAGGCAUUGUUAAAACAUCACUACUACACGUCCAAAUCAGCGUCGGCAUUUUGGGCGGACUGCGUCCUGCCCCUAUCGAGGCUCUCACCGAAUGCUCUGGGGCUGGAGAUACCCUCGACGUCCGGGUGGUUGGUCCGGCUCGCGCCCCCCCACUCGAAGCUGCACCUCCUGGGGUCCCUUUCGGAGCUGGACGUGGCCCUGCUGAUCGCGGCGGCGCGGCUGGACAUGGUGGCGCACACGGACACGAUCAACCUGGCGAUGGCGUACGAGGAGUACGCGUCCCUGAUGGGGCGGCAGAGGGUGCAGUCUGCGAGCUCCGGGAUGAUGGCGCUCGGGGGCGGGGUGCGGGUCUGGGGGCGGGGCGUGGCGGCGGUGGCUUGGGAACGACUGAUCGCGCUCGGAUUGCUGCUGCCGGCCGGGAUUGGCGGGGGCCGGGGAGGAGGAAUGAUGCGUGGUGGGUUGGAAGGACGGAUGUGGAAAGUCGCGGUCGCUUUGGAGGAGAUACCGAUGGGUGCGAAGCUGAGUCAGGUGUUGACGAGGUGGUGUAAGGAGGUCUGA